This is a messenger RNA of Rotaria sp. Silwood2, 836 nucleotides long. The record is from the annotation of a GenBank genome assembly. NCBI's taxonomy places the organism in Eukaryota, Metazoa, Rotifera, Eurotatoria, Philodinida, Philodinidae.
AUGAUAGAUACUGUGGCAUUCAACGGUCUUAAAAAUCGCGGUAUAAUCGUUAGUAAUCGCGGUGGUGAGUACCGCGGUAUUCAAGGGUUUGUAAAACCGCGGUAUAGUCAUCAGUAGCCCUGGUGAUAAAUACCGCGGUAUUCAACAGCUUAAGAAACCGCGGUAUGGUCAUCAAUAACAGUGGUAGUAUUUUGUCAAGUGAUUUAUUGAAUACAGCAGAAAUGAGAGUGCUAUAAAAAUUAUUAUAGGCAACAUCUUUUUUGUUGUUAAAUUGAUGACUUUAUUCAAUACUUCAUAUUUCGGUCACAUUCAUUCGACCAUUGUCAAAAGUAGAUGCUGUAGGUAUUUUCCCAUGUCGCCUCUCUUUUACCAACUCCGUCGCAGUUACGCGUAACUGCGCGUAACUACGACGCAUUGGUCGCAGUGAAAAAAUCUAGCAGAAACUAUGGUUACUGCCACGCAGACCAACGUAAUUGCGUCAUAGUGAUCGCAUCGUACGAUCCUUUGUAACCGUAACUGACCAAUUAUAAAUGCUUACUACUUAUUUGUAAUUGGUCACAUUCCAGCACUAAAACUUAGCCACACAAAGUCAGUAUAAAAAGCAGUGCUCAUGCGACUUUGGUUCAUAACUUAUUCUACUACAAAAAGUAGAACAUAUAGGGUGUCCAGUAAGUAACUCCACAAAGAAAAAGUUGAAUAUCUUCAUUACAACUCGACCAAACGGGCUCAUUUUUUUACCAAGGAUAGAGGCAUGUUCACAUUUCAAAUCCAUACGGACAAGGUUAGUGGGAGCCUUUGCAAAGUAUCACUAUUGACCUCAACAAGAAAAUUUUACU